AUGGUUAAUUCAAGGGAAGGUGUGUCGGAAAAUAUUCCUUCUGAUGAAUUGAAGCGGGGACAGCACCCAGACACUGGGUUCCAUGAAGUAGAAUCCAAUCAAGAAGAAAGCUCUCUAUCUGUAUUACCCCAGAACGUGUCUAGUAAACUACAGCCAAGAAAGAGACCUAGUACCGAGGCACAUGUGGCACAAUCCAAUCAAGAAAGCAGUUUACUCCCUAUCGUACCUGGGAAAGUAUCUGAUAAUUUGCCACAGAGGCAUAGCCUAGAUGACAGGAUCCCUACUUCGCAAUCUGAAAAAGAAAGAAGCUCAUUGUCUAUACUACCUAAGGAAGAGUCAGAUAAUUUACAACUGAGAGAGAACCUGUAUGGUGAAAUCCCUACACCACAAUCCAAUCAAGAAGGAAGCUCUCUCCCCAUAAUGCCUGUGUCAAAUUCAAACAAAAUGCAGCAAAGUCGGAGCCCUGAUACUGGGCUCCAUGCAUUGGAAUCUAAUCAAGAAGGCCAAACUCUUUCUACAAUACCUCAAAAGAUUUCAGAUUGUGUACGUCAAAUACAGGACCCUGAUACUGGAGUUCCUGCAUCACAAACUGAUCAAGAAAAAAACACUUUCUCUGUACGACCUCAGAAAGUGUUGGAUAAAUUGCAGCCAAGACGGAACCCUGACAUCGGAGCUCUACAACCUGAUCAAAUAGGUAGCAGUCCUUCGAGAAUACCUGUAAAAACAUUAGAAGAUGGAUAUAACUGGCGAAAAUAUGGGCAGAAACUUGUCAAAGGAAAUGAGUUUAUUCGGAGCUAUUACAAAUGCACAUAUCCUAAUUGCCUGGCAAAAAAGCAGGUGGAACGAUCACACGAUGGGAAGAUAACAGAUAUUAAAUACCUGGGAAACCAUGGACAUCCUAAACCUCAGAAUGGUCCCCAGAUAACUGCUGGCAUGGCGCUGCCUAUCCAAGCAGUAAGGCCUGAUGUGCCUCAUCUGCCUAUAGCAGGAGAUGAAUCUUCCAAUGCAAGUGGAGUGACAUCUGAUCACAUUGGGCCGACUGAGACCUAUCAGCUCUCUACUGUUGCUGAGAGUAAAAAUGAUGUGGAAGGUGCAGUUUCUCAGGCAAAUAUUGUAAGAGAGGAGGUUGAUAAAAAUGGUGACCCGGCGUCAAAGAGACAGAAGCGAGAUACUUCUAGUUUGGAUGAUACUCAGGUGGAUAAGCUGAAUGGUGAACCAAGACAAGUUGUUCAGACUAUGAGCGAGGUUGAUAUAGUAAACGAUGGCUACCGUUGGCGCAAGUAUGGGCAGAAAUUGGUAAAGGGAAAUCCAAAUCCAAGGAGUUACUAUAGGUGCUCAAAUGCUGGUUGCCCAGCCAAGAAACAAAUGGAGCGGGCAUCCCAUGAUGCAAAUGUUGUUAUUACCACGUAUGAAGGGCAACAUGACCAUGAUAUACCGCCUGCAAGGACUGUUACGCAUACCACUGUUGCAGCAGCAAAUACUAGUACAGAAACUCUGAAUGGCGAGUCAAGGUCUAGACCAGAAGACAAAGCAGCGGCUGGUCUUGAGAUGGUGGUUCACAUUAGCGCAAGCUGA
Ilex paraguariensis (yerba mate) is the source of this 1575-nucleotide messenger RNA. The record is from the annotation of a GenBank genome assembly. NCBI's taxonomy places the organism in Eukaryota, Viridiplantae, Streptophyta, Magnoliopsida, Aquifoliales, Aquifoliaceae.